Dreissena polymorpha is the source of this 1299-nucleotide messenger RNA. Its product is annotated as eukaryotic translation initiation factor 2 subunit 2-like. Gene Ontology annotation, molecular function: translation initiation factor binding; translation initiation factor activity; mRNA binding. Bases 150 to 1121 code for a protein of 323 amino acids. The record is from RefSeq and is a predicted model, not a curated record. NCBI's taxonomy places the organism in Eukaryota, Metazoa, Mollusca, Bivalvia, Myida, Dreissenidae. Gene Ontology annotation, biological process: translational initiation; formation of translation preinitiation complex; formation of cytoplasmic translation initiation complex. Gene Ontology annotation, cellular component: eukaryotic translation initiation factor 2 complex. The transcript is spliced from 9 exons.
AGAACCGUUUCGUAUUAAGUGACACGUUAUCGUCCUUCACCUUUACAGAAAAUACUGAUGCAAUUCCGUAUCAGCUGUUGCGAUUAUCAAUAAAUACCAUAUUUUGACUUGAUUUCAUUGGGUUUCAAACAACAUAAUAACUAAACACAAUGGCAGACGAAGAAAUGGUGCCAUUUGAUCCCUUAAUGAAGAAAAAAAAGAAGAAAAAGAAGACCGGCUUUGACCCGGAUGCAGCAGAAGCAGGUGACACACCCACAGAAAUGCCAGCAGAGGAACCAGUGAAGGAGGAGGCACAGGAACCGGAACCAGCACAGGAAAAGGCCUUUGAUGAUGAACUCUCUUUGGAAUUUGGUGGUCAGAAGAAGAAAAAAAAGAAAAAGAAAGUAGAAAUUGAUAUGGCAGACGUCAAAGAGGCAUUACCGGAUAACGAAGAUUCCACAGAAUUUGUUGUGGAUGGUGGAUCAGCCCCCGACGCAGACAGCAUAGAUCUCUCAUUUGGAACGAAGAAGAAAAAGAAGUCUAAGGUGGUUGACCUCGAAGAGAUCCCAGAUGCCGUUGACGAUGCAUAUGAUGCAGUUGACAGUGCAAAGAAGCCAGGCAUGAAGGGGAAAGCUUGGGUCGGAUCUGAUCGGGAUUAUUCAUAUGAUGAGUUGCUCACACGGGUUUUUGACAUUAUUCGAGAGAAAAAUCCAGAAAUGGCCACUGGUGAAAAGAAGAAGAUUGUGAUGAGACCCCCACAAGUGCUCCGGGCUGGUGCUAAAAGAACGUCCUUUGCAAAUUUUGCAGAAAUUAGUCGAAUGUUACAUAGACAGUCAAAACAUGUGUUAGCAUUUUUAUUGGCAGAAUUGGGAACAAGUGGUUCCGUUGACGGCAAUAAUCAGCUGAUCAUCAGAGGCAGAUUCAACCAGAAACAGAUAGAAAAUGUCUUACGUCGAUAUAUCAAGGAAUACGUCACCUGCCAUACGUGCAAAUCACCUGAUACUCUUCUGCAAAAGGAAGAGAGAUUGUUUUUCCUCCAAUGUGAAACCUGUGGGUCACGGUGUUCUGUAGCUAGUAUCAAAUCAGGUUUCCAGGCCGUCACUGGCAGACGUGCCGCCAUGCGAGCGAACGCCCCACAGUGAUGUGUUUCAAACAGUGAUGUGUUUCAAACAUUGUUUUCAAUUCAUUUUUUCUGUUGUUGUUUUUUUCGUGGAGAUUUUGUGAUGUUCAAUAUUUAAACUUUCAUUCAUCUCUCUGCGAGAUGCAGAUACUUAUAUGUAAUUAAAUAAUUUAGGAUCAAUAAAUACGAGAUUGACAGUU